This is a messenger RNA of Colletotrichum paranaense, 150 nucleotides long. RefSeq lists its product as uncharacterized. The record is from RefSeq and is a predicted model, not a curated record. Lineage: Eukaryota; Fungi; Ascomycota; Sordariomycetes; Glomerellales; Glomerellaceae. The coding region runs from base 1 to 150 and encodes 49 amino acids. The transcript has a single exon.
AUGCAGCUGGCCCUCUCACCGGGUUGCUAUGACCAUGCUCAACCGCGAAACGGGAAGGCCGUCCGAAUCACCGCCGGCAUCUUCUGCAGGUGUCUAGACCACACUUUGACACCUCCGACAAGGGUGUCUACGGUAGAUCCCCGAGAGUGA